Rasamsonia emersonii CBS 393.64 is the source of this 405-nucleotide messenger RNA. RefSeq lists its product as uncharacterized. The annotation marks the transcript as partial. Lineage: Eukaryota; Fungi; Ascomycota; Eurotiomycetes; Eurotiales; Trichocomaceae. The transcript has a single exon. The record is from RefSeq and is a predicted model, not a curated record.
CGAGUAGUGAUACUAUUAUUAUUAACUAGGUAUACUACUUAUAGUAGUCAUAGCUAUAGCUAUAGCAAACUGGGCUGUGCAGACUUCAAGUCAUUGAAUGCUAACAAAUCGGCUGUUGAGACAGUUGAUACCCGUCAACGGGUUUUUAAUAGUAUUAAAUGCAUGCUUGUAUAUCUAUCUAUUUCACUCCGUACCUGUCUACCCCUUAACAUAUGCAUCUACUCUACAUGGGCUAUCAUGCUAUAUCCCCCUGCGGGGCGAACUCUUUCUGCAUCCUUGCAGUUGCAGAUCCGGCACUCGCUCCGUAUGGACCAUGCGGUUCGCUCGAAUCGCUCCAAGUGGGCAGUGUCCAGCGUCCAGUGGACAGUAGACACACGGGACAAUGGAUACUUGCUGGAUUAUUAA